Molecule: messenger RNA, 2661 nt
Organism: Podarcis raffonei (Aeolian wall lizard)
Lineage: Eukaryota; Metazoa; Chordata; Lepidosauria; Squamata; Lacertidae
Product: vomeronasal type-2 receptor 26-like
Exons: 6
Coding region: 1-2661 (886 amino acids)
Biological process (GO): G protein-coupled receptor signaling pathway
Cellular component (GO): membrane
Molecular function (GO): G protein-coupled receptor activity
Source: RefSeq, a predicted model, not a curated record
AUGGUAACCUAUGUUGGUUGGCAAAGUUUUCUCAACAGCAUCAUGCUAGUGGUCAUGUUGGUGCUCGCACUGUUGUGUCAAACUGCAUCCAAGACACAUUCCAUUAACUGCAGCAUAUAUGAUGAUCCUCUCCCUAUUCCUCAUAACUUUUAUAAGACAGGUGAAAUAAUCAUUGGGGAGAUUGUUUCCCAGGUGUUCUUAAACUACGAUAACCUCUCUUUCACAGAACAGCCUAUGCAGACAUUGAUUGACGAACCUAUAUCAGUGCCUAAGAACUACCAACAUAUUCUGGCUUUAGCAUUUGCUGUCAAAGAGAUCAAUGAGAAUCCCACAAUCUUGUCAAAUAUCUCUCUUGGCUUCCGCAUCAUUAAUAGUUACUUCAAUGCAAGGAUGACUUACAAGGCCACUCUGAACCUCCUUUCCACACAACAAAGGUUUGUCCCCAACUUCAGUUGUCACAACCAGAACAAUAUGAUAUCACUCAUUGGAGGAUGUUUCUCUGAGAUCUCUGCUAACAUUGCAGUGAUUUUGGCAAGCAAGAAGACUCCUCAGCUCACUUAUGGAACAUUUUUACCAUCAGGGGAUGAGAAAAUGUAUUUCCCUUUAUUGUACCGCAUGGUCCCAAAUGAAGCCCACCAGUACAUGGGAGCUGUCCGGUUAUUUCAGCAUUUUGGGUGGACAUGGGUUGGGCUCUUGGCUGUGGACAAUGACAAAGGGGACCGUUUUUUGCAGACAAUGCUGCCUUUGCUUUCUGAGAAUGCCAUAUGUUCUGCAUUCGUAAUUAGACUACCACAAUGGAGUUUUGUGGACCAACUGAUAGAGUUGUUUCUCGACCAUGUGCAAAGCUAUGCAACCAUCUUUCAGGGUAAAGCAAAUGUAUUAUUUAUAUAUGGAGAAAACCCAUCUUUUCAAGUUUUGAGAAUAUUGCUAUUUCUAAUGCCCUUCACUAGCUGGCCUCCUCUGGAGAAAGUAUGGAUUAUUACAUCUCACUGGGAUUUCAUAUCGAUGUCCCUUCAAAAGAAUUGGGAAAUGCAAACAUUCCAUGGAUCUUUAUCCUUCACUGUUCACUCAGAUCAGCCAUUAGGAUUCCAAAAAUUCAUUCAAACAUUAAAUCCUUCCUGGUCGAAAGAAGAUGGUUUUAUCCAGGACUUCUGGGAACAGGCCUUCAGCUGUUCAUUAAAAAUGCUCAUGGAGGAUGAGGAGAGUGCCUGUACUGGAGAGGAAAAGCUGGAGAGCAUUCCUGGAAUAUUAUUUGAAAUGAAAAUGACAGGUCACAGCUACAGUAUCUACAAUGCUGUAUAUGCUGUUGCACAUGCUUUGCAAGCCAUUUACAAAUCCAUCUCAAAGCGUAGAAGUUUGGAUAAAAGGAACAGAUUGCUAUUACAGAACGUGAAACCGUGGCAGGUUCAUCAUUUUCUUAGAAGCAUCUUAUUCAAUAACAGUGUUGGAGACACUAUCCACUUUAAUGAAGAUAGAGAAUUAGUUGCAGGCUAUGAUAUUACAAACUGGAUGAUGUUCACCAAUGGCUCAGUGGUCAGAGUAAAAGUUGGAAAGCUAGAACCUCAGGCUCCUCCAGGCAGUGAACUGACCAUUAAUUAUGACCAAAUUAUGUGGCAUCAUGGCUUUAAUCAGGUGCUCCCAGUUUCUGUGUGUAACGACAAUUGUUAUCCUGGCUACAGCAGAAAGAAAAAGGAGGGAGAGAAAUUUUGCUGCUAUGAUUGUGCUGCAUGUCCAGAAGGAAUGAUCUCCAGCAAAAUAGAUAUGGAUGCCUGUGCUGAAUGUCCAGAAGAUCAGUAUCCCAACAAGCACCAAACUAAAUGCAUUCCAAGAGUUGUAAGCUACCUCUCUUACAAAGAAAAUUUAGGGAUCAUCUUAGCUACCUUGGCUAUUGCUUUCUCUUUGAUCACAGCUUUUGUAUUUGUAACUUUUAUUAAACACAAGGACACCCCAAUAGUGAAAGCCAACAACCGAACCCUCACCUACAUGCUCCUCAUCUCUCUUCUUCUUUGCUUCCUUUGUUCCUUGCUCUUCAUUGGACAGCCUGGAAAGGUGACAUGCAUUCUCCGACAAACCGCUUUUGGCAUCAUCUUCUCUUUGGCCCUUUCUUCAGUGCUGGCAAAGACCAUCACUGUGGUUCUGGCAUUCAUGGCAACCAAACCAGGAGCCAAGAUGAGGAAAUGGGUGGGGAAAGGAGUAGCAAAUUCAAUUGUUCUUUUUUGUUCCUUUGCUCAGGCUGGCAUUUGUACUAUUUGGUUAUGUACUUACCCUCCGUUCCCAGAUGCAGACAUGCACUCAGCAUAUGGAAAUAUGAUAUUGCAAUGUAAUGAAGGUUCAGCUACCAUGUUUUACUGUGUCUUGGGCUAUAUGGGUUCCCUGGCCAUAAUCAGCUUCAUUGUGGCUUUUCUUGCCAGGAAGUUACCUGACAGCUUCAAUGAGGCCAAGUUCAUCACUUUCAGCAUGUUGGUCUUUUGCAGUGUGUGGCUUUCCUUUGUUCCAACCUACCUGAGCACAAAAGGAAAAUACAUGGUGGCUGUGGAGAUCUUCUCCAUCUUAUGUUCCAGUGCUGGAUUACUGGGUUGCAUAUUUUCCCCAAAAUGCUACAUUAUUCUGCUGAGGCCUGAGCUGAACAGCAGGGAACACCUCAUGAGGAAAAUAAAAUGA